Messenger RNA from Poecilia reticulata (guppy), 1247 nucleotides. Lineage: Eukaryota; Metazoa; Chordata; Actinopteri; Cyprinodontiformes; Poeciliidae. The record is from RefSeq and is a predicted model, not a curated record.
UUUUGCUUUAUAUCCGUAGCUUCAAGCGAGAGUAAGGUCUAUUAGGUUUGGAUUACUGAGGUYUUGGUGGUAUGGAUCUCUGUGUGACCAUCAAAGGGGUCUCCUUCCUCUUGCAAACAGGCCUGGGCAUAUUGGGGAACGUUGUUGUGCUUCUGGCGUACGCCAGCAUAAUCUGUACUGAACMCAAGCUACUUCCUGUGGACAUGAUCCUUUGCCACCUUGCCUUCUCCAACCUGAUGCUACUGCUGACUCGUUGUGUGCCACAGACCAUGACUGUAUUUGGGUUGAAGGAUCUUCUGAAUGACCCUGGUUGUAAGGUGGUGAUCUACGCCUAUCGCGUUGGACGGGCCUUGUCUGUGUGCAUCACCUGCAUGCUCAGUGUAUUUCAGGCCAUGACAAUAGCCCCUGCAGGGCCCAGAUUGUCAAAGCUGAAACCUUUGCUUCCGUCUCUGGUCCUUCCGACCUUUGCAGCAUUGUGGCUCCUUAAUAUGGCYAUUUGCAUUGCAGCUCCGUUUUUCUCCAUGGCUCCACGUAACGGCACCAUCCCUGCAUUCACCCUCAACCUCGGCUUCUGUCAUGUGGACUUCAGAGACAAUAUGUCCUAUGUUAUUAACGGAGUGGCUGUCUCAGGGAGGGAUUUUGCAUUUGUAGCCCUGAUGUUGGGCUCCAGCGGGUACAUCCUCCUGCUUCUGCACCGCCACAGCAAACAGGUGAAAGGGAUCCGUCGCUCUCAUGGCAGCAGGGCAGAAACUAGAGCGGCUAAAACUGUGGUGACCCUGGUGGUUCUCUACGUUGUGUUCUUUGGCAUUGAUAAUGUGAUCUGGAUCUACAUGUUGACUGUAUCAAAGGUUUCACCAGUAGUGGCUGACAUGAGGGUGUUCUUCUCCUCCUGCUAUGCCUCCCUCAGUCCCUUCUUUAUCAUUUCAUCCAACAAGAAGGUCAAGAGGAAGAUUGUGUGUGCAGCAGAGCACGACCAACCGUUAGUGGACACUCAAGAGUCGAAUGAGAAAUGACUCUGUCUCUGUCUUGACAGCCUGCCAUCUAGGAUGCAUUACAGCAAACCUAUAAAAUCUGUUUAUCUUUGAGCAUUUUUACCAAGAUAAUUAGUACUUCACUGGUCCUUCAAAUUUCUAAAAUACUGUAAUGGAUUAGGUUAGUUUGAGUAGAAGAAUACAGCAUUUUUACAACAACAAAAUCAAGAUGAGAUUGUAAUUUUAAAUGUAAAAUUACUACGUUGCAUGCAUGUA